Cyprinus carpio (common carp) is the source of this 1504-nucleotide messenger RNA. RefSeq names its product MRG/MORF4L binding protein (gene mrgbp). The record is from RefSeq and is a predicted model, not a curated record. NCBI's taxonomy places the organism in Eukaryota, Metazoa, Chordata, Actinopteri, Cypriniformes, Cyprinidae. Bases 128 to 796 code for a protein of 222 amino acids. The transcript is spliced from 6 exons. Gene Ontology annotation, cellular component: NuA4 histone acetyltransferase complex; nucleus. Gene Ontology annotation, biological process: regulation of transcription by RNA polymerase II.
UAUUUUUUGAAUAGGUCAACGCUUGAUGAGACCUCACGAUAAUCUCUGAAGUGUCUGUGAUCGUCGUGUCGACUCCCGCUGCGGUGAUGAACUAACGUUAGAUCUGCAGCAGUGUCUCUGGAGAAACAUGGGGGAAGCCGAGACUCUGCCAUCCGACGACAAACAAGCAGAAACCGGCAUCUGUACCGCCGACGAAUCGAUUGUGUGGAGUCAAGAAGUAGAAGUGUGUCUUUUCCACGCAAUGCUGGGUCAUAAACCCGUAGGAGUGAAUCGUCAUUUCCACAUGAUCUGUAUUCGCGAUAAGUUCAGUCAGAACAUCGGCAGGCAGGUGUCCUCUAAAGUCAUCUGGGAUCACCUGAGCACCAUGUACGACAUGCAGGCGCUGCAUGAAUCAGAAAUACUCCCGUUUCCAAACUCGGAGAAGAGCUUUGUGCUGCCUGAAGAGAUCAUACAGGAAGUCAAGGAAGGUAAAGUGGGAUCUGAAGACGAAGUGAAGGAGGAGUUCAAAGAAGAGAGUGACCCACCUGCGACCCAUGAAGAAGGUCUGGGUCCCAGUAUGGCUGGCCAGGAUUUUGCGAGGUAUGGACAGAAGAAAACGUUUCGCUCUGUUCCAAAGCUCCAGCUUGAGCUCAGUACAGACCAGCUCAUUACCAGAGGCCUCUGUAGACAGCCUUCAGAGACCUCUGACCAUGUGCGUCUUUCGCUCCGUCUUUCUCUCGCUGUCCUUCUUUCUCUUUUGUCUUUUUUUAUGUGUUCUGUGCACCCUAGCUUAUGUUAUUAUUCUCUGUGUGUAUGAAGCAUGGCAUGUUGGGGGUUUGCUUGGACAGGUUUGUUGAGCAGCAGCAGCUUUAUAUGCUUUUGAGAUUCCUUGCACGUUCACCAGUUUUUCAGAAAUUUACAGUAACAAGGUUUAAGACAUAAUACACACUGGUUCACCCUUUAAUUUAAAAAUUGUUAGUUGUUAAAGCAGACAGUAAAAUUUGGUAAUUCAAAUCUCAGACAUAUAAUUAUAGGGUUUAACACCGUCAGAGAUACAAGUUCUGUUCCAAAACCUUGUGUUUUGCCCCAUGCUUAUUGCCUACAUAGGUAGCAUAUCAACUUUAUAAAUCACUGAUUUUGAGUGUGUGUUCAGCCAAGUCAGAAUUAUCAUAUAAUUAGAUUCUAGUUAUUUGUUUUAUGUCAAAAGUUUAUUUUCUUAAAGAGAUAAUUUUUAGUUAACAGGUCAGCACAUUCUUGGAGCUUUACUUUCAGAUUCUUAAGAAAAAAUACUUGAAUUCUUAAGAAGGCAAAUUGUGCUGUCAUGUCAAAACUAUAGGGAUGUAAAGAUUCACUUCACUCACAAUGCGGUACAAUUCACAAUGCUGAUUUGACAAUUUAAUUUUCUCACAUUUUUUAACAAAAUAGGAUUAAAAGGGAUAGUUCACCCAAAAAUGAAAAUUUAUAAUAAUUUACUCAUCCUCAUGUGGUUCCAGACCUGUAUAAGUUUCUUUCUUAUGUUAAACAC